Molecule: messenger RNA, 1824 nt
Organism: Symbiodinium sp. CCMP2592
Lineage: Eukaryota; Dinophyceae; Suessiales; Symbiodiniaceae
Source: the annotation of a GenBank genome assembly
AUGGUGUGCAAGAAAGAGCAACCUAAAGAGGAAGCUCUCGUGGUGUGUAAAGAAGAGUCGCUGCCGAAAGAAGAAGCCAUCGUGGUGAAGAAGAAAGCCGAGACUGAAGCCUGUGAGGAACCGGCUCCAACAGAGGAAGUCCAUUUGGACGGUCUUUGGGAAAGUUGGGCUAAUGAUGGCAGGCUUCGGGAGCGGGUUCUGAAGACCGGCACAAUGUUUACGUGGCCAAGCAAGAAAACAGUUGGUGUGUGCAGCUUGAAGACAGCUGCUUGUAAUGCCGAUGUUUUGCUGACCUUGAUCAAGAUUUGGUGCCCACAACUUUCUGUGGCCAAAACAAUCUUCGUGCCGCAAGCACGUGAGCAGGUUUUCAAGUUGCGGGACCAUUUCGCGAUGGAAGAGAAUGUGGUGAGACAGAACUGUGAUAGAAGGCUGCAGGAGAUCUAUGAGAUCAUCACGGAGUAUUGGGCACCGAAGAAAAGGCGCAGCACAGCCUCCUUGGAAGGGAUUGAGGAAGAGGAGGAAGGAGAUGCCGAGUGUGAUGAUGAGUGUGCUGUUGCAUUGAAAGAUGACGACGAGGAUGAUGCUGAAUCCUGUCAGGCCCUUGAUGAUGACUAUGGUGAUUCUGCUAUCGAAGAGCUUCGUGUUGCAGAAAAGCUAGGAAUGAGGAGCUUGGCUGCUGCAGUUGAUGGUUCGCCUUGCUUGAAGACAGGCUUGACGGAUGAUCUGGAGCAGAAGCUUCAGAUCAGCAGUCCCAUGUGCAAGCUUGAGACUAGCAGUGGCAAGAGUGAAGGUUCGUGCAAGAGUGAGCCAAGCUUGAUCAGAUGUGUCAACAUCGAGGAAUCUCCUGAAGUGGAGAAGCCCAGGGCCAAGAAGUUGAAAGUAGAACAGGUGAAGCAGCAGCAAUUUCACAAUGCUGAUCCCACAGAUCCUCGUGUACUACGCAUUCGUGAGCUGCAGUUGCUAGCCUACAUUGAUAUGCAAGAAAUCGCGAAGCGUCGUGCGACCGCAUCUUGCGCACGGCCACUUUGCAGUGGCCGCAGACCUGAGCCUGCUAUUGAUGUGAGCGUGCAAGACACAUGCCCGGCUGAUCUUUCCCCCCUUGCCAAGAAUCUGGAGAAGGAGUUUAGUGCAGUGGGUGGAGAGUGCGGUGAUGCCACAAAGCCACCCCAGCAAAACCCAAAGGCCUUACCAAGUCCUGUGGCUGCCAGCCCCGAUCCAGCCAAAGCCGAGCCAGUUUCAAAUGAUUGUUUUUUCGACGAGGAUGAACCCCUCACCCGUGAGGAGCAGAUGCAGGCCAAAAACACUGUGCAGUUACUCGAAGAGGAGGCCGAGGAUGAGGGAUUGCAGGAGGCCCCAGCUAGCAGCAGCAAGGCAAAAGCUGCAGCCAAACCGGAGAAGGCUGUGGAUGCUGCAGCCACAGGAUCCAAGAGGAAGGCCCAGCAGGAGUCUGAGGAGGCACCCCCGAAGGCAAAGGCUAAGUCCAGGAAGCCCCGUGCACCGUCUGUGAAGCCGGAUGUUAAGGAGCCAGAGCAAGCCCCAGAAGCGGAAGCCGAAGCCGAGAAAGGUCCCAAGAAAACAUUCGCCGGGCGACGACCCCCGCAACAUGAUGCUUAUGCAAUUCAGCGUUUUGCUGCCAUUCGUGAUGCCUUUUUCUUGAUUGUGAAGCCGAAAGUUCGAUUCCCUGCUAAGUUCGAGGACUCCUUUUGGACACUUGCCAUGGAGAACCUGAAGGGAGUGGAUGGGGUCGGUUUGGACAAGGUGGCCAAGAAGUCUGCGGAGGAUUUCCUGACUCAUGAGGAGGUUCAAAGUGGCCUGGCUAGCUAG